Messenger RNA from Halteromyces radiatus, 674 nucleotides. Its product is annotated as 40S ribosomal protein S13. Gene Ontology annotation, molecular function: small ribosomal subunit rRNA binding; structural constituent of ribosome. The transcript has 3 exons. Lineage: Eukaryota; Fungi; Mucoromycota; Mucoromycetes; Mucorales; Cunninghamellaceae. Gene Ontology annotation, biological process: translation. The record is from RefSeq and is a predicted model, not a curated record. Bases 76 to 531 code for a protein of 151 amino acids. Gene Ontology annotation, cellular component: nucleolus; ribosome; cytosolic small ribosomal subunit.
CGUUAAAAAAAAUUUUCACUUCUGAAUUCCUUUUACACUUUCUUUCUCUCACUUUUCAAAAACAAUCUAAUCAAUAUGGGUCGUAUGCACACUCCUGGUAAGGGUAUCUCUAGCAGUGCCCUCCCUUAUCGCCGCACUCCUCCUUCUUGGGUCAAGACUUCCCCCGAAGAAGUUGUCGAUAUGAUCUGCAAGAACGCUAAGAAGGGUCUCUCCCCUGCCCAAAUUGGUGUUGUUCUCCGUGAUUCUCAUGGUAUUCCUCAAGUCAAGGGUGUCACUGGUAACAAGAUCCUUCGUAUCCUCAAGUCCAACGGUCUUGCUCCUGAAAUCCCUGAAGAUUUGUACCAUUUGAUCAAGAAGGCUGUCUCCAUUCGCAAGCAUAUGGAACGCAACCGCAAGGACAAGGGUUCCAAGUACCGUUUGAUUCUCAUUGAAUCUCGUAUUCACCGUCUCGCUCGUUACUACAAGACUUCUGGCCAAUUGCCUCCCAACUGGAAAUAUGAAUCCGCUACUGCCUCCACUAUGGUUGCUUAAGCAAAAUAUUUGCUUUCCUUUGGCUUAUUGGUUUUUGUCUUCCCUUCCUUUGUGCUAUGAUUCUCUUUCUUUUUUACUGGAUUAGUAUUGUCGAAUGGUGUUAUGGUCACAAUAAAAGGAACCUACUUUUUUUUUACAACCGU